Messenger RNA from Loxodonta africana (African savanna elephant), 473 nucleotides. RefSeq names its product fatty acid binding protein 6 (gene FABP6). Gene Ontology annotation, molecular function: fatty acid binding. Gene Ontology annotation, cellular component: cytosol; nucleus. Gene Ontology annotation, biological process: fatty acid transport. The transcript has 4 exons. The record is from RefSeq and is a predicted model, not a curated record. The coding region runs from base 90 to 473 and encodes 127 amino acids. Lineage: Eukaryota; Metazoa; Chordata; Mammalia; Proboscidea; Elephantidae.
CUGGGAGAGUUUAUAAGCUGGGGCAGCAGACUCCUGGGCACCGAUGUCUUCCUCAUCUCCUGCUCUCUGGUCUUCGCCCUCCCAGCAGCAUGGCCUUCAGCGGCAAGUAUGAGGUGGAGAGUGAGAAGAAUUACGAGGAGUUUGUGAAGCAAGUGGGGCUCCCCAGGACCGAAAUUGAUAAAGGCCACAACUUCAAGAUCACAGAGGUGCAGCAGGAUGGGCAGAACUUCACCUGGAUCCAGCACUACCCCGGGGGCCAGUCCAUAACCAACAAGUUCACCAUCGGCAAGGAGUGCGAAAUGGAAGCCAUAGGGGGCAAGAAGUUCAAGGUCACUGUGCAGAUGGAGGGUGGAAAAGUCUUGGUGAACGUCCCCAAUUAUCACCAGACCUCAGAGAUCGUGGGUGACAAGCUGGUAGAGAUCUCCACCAUCAGAGGUGUGUCCUAUGAGCGUGUGAGCAAGAGGCUGGCCUGA